CGGACGGCCCACCGGAAGUGCCCGGCGGACGGUUUUUCUGCCGGAUGUGCGUGCCGGCUGGGGGCUGAGGCCGAGGGAGCCGUCGGGGUCCGGGCUCGGCGGGAUGGUCCGGAGCCGCUCCAGGUCCCCCCCGCGGAGGGAACGUAGGCGCUCUCGUUCUGCUUCCCGGGAGAGGGAGAGGAGGCGACGGGAGCGUUCGAGGUCCCGGGAGAGGGACAGGAGGAGGAGUCGUUCCCGUUCCCCGCACAGGAGGCGAUCCAGGUCCCCGAGGCGGCAUAGAUCCAGCUCUUCUUCACCGUCCCGGCAGAAGGAAAGGCGAGACGAUGAAAAGAAAGAAAACAAAGAUGCCAAAAGCAAAGAGCAUCAGAUCACCGAAGAAGAUAUGGAAGGCAAAACAGAGGAGGAAAUUGAGAUGAUGAAAACAAUGGGCUUUGGAUCCUUUGACACAACAAAAGGGAAGAAAGUGGAUGGCUCUGUAAAUGCCUAUGCUAUAAACGUGUCACAGAAGAGAAAGUACAGGCAGUACAUGAACAGAAAAGGUGGAUUCAACAGACCGUUGGAUUUUAUUGCUUGAUGUCUAGUCUUGUUACCUAUGAAGAAUGACAUCUGGAGCACGAAUGGUUAAUAUUUUAUUGUCUCGCUGUGACUUGUGUGUGCUGGGGUCUCCGAGACAGGAACUCAGCUUCUCGCUGUAAAAAGAAAUCAGCUUAUUUAUGAGAGUCCAGAAACGCUUGCUUUGCCUGCAAAGAGAGGGAAGAGAGGGUAAAAAUGAUGCUUUCUCGAAAUGUUGGGUUUGAAUAUGUUCAGGCCUGUUUUGUUCCCUGUCAGGACUUUCCUGUUAGAUGUAUUUUUUCAUUUCUUCUCUGAGUUUUUUAAAAUAACGAAAUGUUGUCAGUUACAAUAAAAACCAGUAUAUAUUUACCCCCACCCCAGAAUUAAAAUAUGAUGGCGUUGCUCAGGAAUAAAGCACCAGAGAAGAGGCUGCUGGAGAUGUCUGGGCAAUUAUUUGCCUGUCAAACAGAGGGAUAAAUCACUGUGAAGAUAAAUCUGGUUGAGGGUUUAAAACAGAAUUAUUUUGAAAGUGUGCUCAUGGGAGAAUGUUGAAAGAGAAUUGUUUUCCUAAUUUAAGAUCCCCCCCCCUUACUUUUCACUUAUCCCUUUCCUUACUAGUUAAUAAUCAAAGUUGUCAAGAACUACCGAGUAAGAUAGAAUAGCAUAGUGUCAAAGGGUUGCAGUGAGUUUACGUAACGUGUUUGAAUAUUCCUCAGUUUUCAUAUUUGUUUACAGAUUUGUUACUUAAAAUUCUUCUUGAGGCUGAUGCUUCUCUGAGCAAAGUUUGGAGGUAAAUCUGGGUUAUAUUAAAGACCCAGAGGUGAAACA
Molecule: messenger RNA, 1380 nt
Organism: Caretta caretta (loggerhead turtle)
Lineage: Eukaryota; Metazoa; Chordata; Testudines; Cheloniidae
Gene: SNRNP27
Product: small nuclear ribonucleoprotein U4/U6.U5 subunit 27
Biological process (GO): RNA splicing
Cellular component (GO): precatalytic spliceosome
Source: RefSeq, a predicted model, not a curated record